Messenger RNA from Rhincodon typus (whale shark), 6329 nucleotides. It is a transcript of the gene nlrc3, whose product is annotated as NLR family, CARD domain containing 3. NCBI's taxonomy places the organism in Eukaryota, Metazoa, Chordata, Chondrichthyes, Orectolobiformes, Rhincodontidae. The transcript has 19 exons. Gene Ontology annotation, molecular function: protein binding. The coding region runs from base 634 to 3927 and encodes 1097 amino acids. The record is from RefSeq and is a predicted model, not a curated record. Gene Ontology annotation, biological process: regulation of apoptotic process.
ACAAAUGGAAGACAAGCUGUUUUUUUUCUUCAAGAAAUUACAGUAACUGUAAAGAUUUGCCAGGUGCGGUAAAACGCCUAAUGAGACAUUCUCUGUUGCCCUGAUGGCUACGGAAUUUUUCUAAAGAGUAAUUUUGUUGCAUCAUUUUUAAAUAUCGAGAAAAGUGACAGACAAGUCACUGAUCAGAAGGGUUCCUCGUGUGGGUCUGUUUGCGGUUUCCUUCUACCUACCAAGAGCUUGUCUGCAUUUUUUUUUGAAUACUCUAUAACAUUUGAAAGGAAAUAAUUUAACGGCUAAAGGAAAGCUCCUCUGAAAAAGAAGCCUGUUGGACAAAUACCAGGUUUUAUUUAAUCUUUCUAGCACUUUGGUCUUAUUUCUGAAACUUCACCGGGUAUACAUAAGCAGGAUGGAGAAAGGGUGACGUGAGGAGCAGCUGUGGAUGGUGUUGUACAGAUUGCAAUUUCAAACCAGUCGCAGAUGUUAUGUUUUAGAGCUGGUGUCAGAGAACGAGCAGAGGUGAAGGAUCAUCAUUGUCCUGAUUGGAACUGGCAGCCCAAAGAUUGACAAAUGAUGUCUCAGGGCUUUGGAAAAAGCCCCUUGCACCCUUCAAAACUGUAGCUGCUGUGUGAGAUAAUGGAAGGUAUUUGGAUCAACAGAUAUCGGAAGCAACUGGUAAAAUCCAUCAGCGGGCCCUUUCUGGAGACUAUAAUCCGUUACAUGAAGAGGCAGGAUUUGAUCAGUGCUGAAGAAGUGAAUCAGAUUCAGGAACUGAGUACCCUAUCAGACAAAGUAAAGGCAGUCAUUGAUGUUCUAGCUGGUAAAGGGAACACAGCCUCUGAAUCGCUGCAGACCUUUAUAGAAACCACUAACUCGCAGCUGUAUCUUUCCAUUACCAUUUAUGAGCCAAUGGUACAGAAACAUAUCGAGGUUUUGCAGAACAAGUUUGGGAGUGGGAAUGACAUCAGUGCAAUGUGUGAGAAGUCCUCCCUGGAAAGACUGACCAAUCUCCUGCUCAUUGAUGGGCUGACGGACAUCCAACAGAAAGAACAUGAUGUGAUGCAAACUGAGGCCACCAGAGGGAUGAAGAACAGCCCAAGACAUACCCCGUUGGAAAGGCUGUUCCUUCCCCUUUCAAAGGUUAACAUCCCGCCACGUAUUUCAGUAACAGUUGGGGUGGCUGGAAUUGGUAAAAGCACUUUGGUGAAAAUAUUGGUGUACAAAUGGCUGAAGGGAGAGUUGUACAGAGAUGUAACUUUCAUAUUCCCCUUCAUGUUUCGAGAACUGAACUCCUUUGAAAGAAUAUCUGCAGAAAAGCUGCUCAAGUUGACCUUUCCCCACAUCACUGAAACCAACCACAUCCUGAAUGGGACAGCAAAGGUGGUGCUUAUCUUUGAUGGUCUGGAUGAGUUCAAGUAUCCACUGGAGUUUUCAAACUCCCAGAUAUGCACUGACCCAAAAAAAGACAUCCAGAUCGACAACUUAAUCACCAACAUAAUACGGGGUACCAUCUUUUCCCAGGCAACUGUAUGGAUCACUUCACGCCCAACAGCAGCAAGUCAAAUUCCAACUGGACUUGUGGACAGAAUGACAGAACUCAGGGGCUUUGGGGAAUUGGAAAUUAAGGACUUCUUGGAAACACUCUUUGAAGAAAGAACAAUGGCAAUGCAGGUCUUUCUGUGUAUAAAGGCCCAUAAAUCGCUCCACAUAAUGUGCUCUGUCCCGUCCUUUUGUCUGAUGAUUGGGCUGUCCCUUGCAUACUACCUCAGAAUCAGUAAUGAUGGUCUUAAGACUGGAAAUUUCCCAAGGACGAUGACAGAAAUCUAUACGUACUUUUUCAAAAUGAUUCUCAAUGGGGACUGGCAGGAAAAGGAACAGGAGGCACCGAAGAUUGAGCAAACAUUCAGUAAUAACAAGAAACUAAUUAUUAACCUAAGUAAGCUGGCAUUUUAUGGGUUAAUCAAGCGGAAGUUUGUUUUCUAUGAACAGGACAUGAAGGCAUUUGGCAUCGACCUCACUUCACUACAAGGGAGCAUGUGUACUGGGAUCUUCAGCAAGGAUGACUCCAAUAUCUGUACAGUUUACUACUUUACACACAUAACCAUACAGGAGUACCUAGCCGCCAUUUAUUAUUACACAGCAGCCAAAAGGGCCAUAUUUGACCUCUUCACUGACAGUGCUAUGUCUUGGCCCAAGAUAGGCUUCCACAACCAUUUUAAGAAUGCAAUCAGUAAGUCCCUUCAGUCAGAAGAUGGUCAUUUGGACAUAUUUGUGCGAUUUCUUUCUGGGCUGCUCUCACCAGAAGUGAAUGGAUUGCUGCAGGGCCUGCUCCUGACAAAGGAUGAGCAAAACAGCUACCGAGCACCAGUGAUGCACCACUUGCAAUGCUGCCUCAACACCAACUACAUCAUCUCCUCACGAACGGUCAACAUAAUGCACUGCCUCAAUGAGCUGCAGCAUACUGAGAUUGCAAAAGGGGUGGCAGAUGCCCUACGAACAGGGAGUCUGGCUGGGAGACUGACACCCAUAAACUGCUCUGCUCUGGCCUAUCUCCUGCAGGUAUCUGAGGAAUGCAUGGAAGAGACCAAUCUCUCCAACUGCCUGAGCUAUAACAUCUUCAAGAGCUUGCUCCCCCGUCUACUGUAUUGCCACAACCUCAGGCUGGAAAACAACCAGUUCAAGGACAAUGUGAUGGAUCUACUGGGCAGCUUGUUGAGUGCUAAGGACUGCCAGAUUAAAAAGAUUAGUUUAGCUGAAAACCUAAUUGGCAACAAAGGAGCAAAAGCAAUUGCUCGGUCAUUGAUGGUGAACAGGACUCUGGCUGCAUUAGACCUUAGGAGCAAUUCAAUUGGUCCCAAAGGAGCAAAAGCAUUUGCUGAUGCCUUGAAGAUAAACCAGGGUUUGGUCUCAUUGAAUCUUCAGAAUAAUUUUGUGGCUGAAGAUGGGGCAAAGUUCACCGCAGAAGCUCUUCAUGUGAAUCGCAAACUAACUGUAUUAAACCUUCAAAAGAAUUCCAUUGGCCAUGAAGGUGCCAAGCGGAUUGCAAGUGCCUUAAAGCAUAAUGGGAUCUUAAAGGAACUCAUUUUGUCCAGCAACAGCAUUGGUGAUAUUGGAGCUACUGCCAUAGCUGAAGCCUUGAAAGUGAACAGAAGCCUCACAACACUCAACCUCCAGAGUAAUUCCAUAAGUAACAAUGGUGCCACUGCCCUAACCGCAGCUCUCAAAUUGAAUGAAGGCCUCAUCAACCUGAACCUUCGAGAAAAUUCUAUUGGCCUCAAUGGUGCAAGGGAAAUUGCGAAUGCACUACGUGUGAACAAGGUGCUUAGGACCUUGGAUUUAACAGCGAACUUGUUACAUGAUGAAGGAACAGCAGCAAUUGCUUCAGCUAUUCGAGAGAAUCAAACUCUCUCCUCUCUGCAUCUUCAGUGGAACUUCAUCAGUUCAGAAGCUGCAAAAGCUUUAGCUCAAGCACUACAGUCCAAUCACAGCAUAACCAGCCUUGACCUUCAGGAAAACAGCAUUGGAGAUGAAGGGAUCAUCGCUCUUUCAGCUGCACUCAAAAAUAACUCAGUGCUGACCUCUUUGUACCUACAGGGGACGUCAGUGAGUGUGAGAGGUGCAAAGGCCUUGGCUGAUGCUUUGCUGGUGAAUAACAGCUUGACAACUCUGGAUCUCCGAGGAAACAUGGUGGGUGUAGCUGGGGCAAAGGCGAUCGCUAACGGUUUGAAAGUCAACAACAGCCUCCAAACUCUCAACCUUCAAGAAAAUUCCUUGGGACUUGAUGGGGCAAUGUGCAUUGCAAUUGCUUUGAAAUACAACCGCAGCCUCAGCCACAUCAAUCUCCAGGGCAACAGGAUUGGAGAAUCGGGAGCAAAGGUCAUCGCUGCUGAAAUAAGAAGCAAGUCACCGCAAUGUGUUGUUGAAAUAUGAACUAAGAAUAGUCUGUAUUGGAAUCCAAGCAGUAUUGACCGGCUCAGAGUACCAUCUUCCUUCCCUAACACAUUCCAUUGCACUCAAAUGCUUCGUACAUUUUGAGUUGAUCACUGGACAGGCCAUGAUGUCUCUGCUAGGUGGGCACAGUGUGGUGAUCCCCAUUUCUUCAGACUUUCUGGGACAUAUGCAGAAGGUGGUGUCCACCUCUUUCCCCCCACUAUAAAAAACCACACACAGAUACUAAUGAGUAUAAGGAUGUUCCCAUUGACAGGAGUGGAUAACAUCAUUGAAGUGACUACACAUGAAAUAAUUAUUUCAAAUUCAAACCCUGUGAAAAGGUUAACCUAACAUUGUCCCAAAUGCAGCCUAUAACAACAUUUUGUUUUCUGUUUUCACCUGUCUGAAUAAUUUAACUUAUUGGACUGGGCACUGUAUGACUGGUGCUGAUGCUGUUUGUAGCCCCAUGGCAUCAAAAGCAUAGGAACAGUGUUUUAACACCACAAACCCAAUAAGGUUGUCAUAGAGCAGAAUUGUGGUUAAUUAUCAUUCAUAAAUAAAUCCAAAGGACUAUUUCCCAUGAUCAGCAGUAAUGUUAAGACAAGUUAAACCAUAUGGCGAUCUGAAUUUUUCUUGGAUUAACUUAUAUAGGAAAAACAGGGAGAAAGAAUAUAAAGAGUAUCAUUUUAAAAAUUGAGGGGGGGUAGUGGAAGAGCAGUGGGAACUGGGGCUAUAUGUACACAUCAUUGAAAGUGGCAGGGUAAGAAUGUCAUUAAUGAAGCAUCAAGAUUCUGGCUUUAUAGAUAGAGACAUCGGUUGAAAAAUACAAGGAGAAAUGAAAAACUUGUGUGAAACACUGGUCAGCCUCAACUGGAGUAUUGUGUCCAAUCCUGGGCAUCACACUUUAGGAAGGAUUUGACAACAUUUAGAGGGGGUGCAGAAGCUGAGGCUGUUCUCCUUGUGAGAAGAUUGAGAAGAGAUGUGGUAUUGAGACAUUAAAAACUCACUAGACACAUUAGAAGCUGAUUGUAUUUGUAGAAAAGUCAAGAUCCAAAUUUAAGGUGAUUGGCAAGAAAAACAAGGAAAAGCUUUUUUAUACACAGUUACGCUCAGAAUUCACUGCCUGAUAGUGUGGUAGAGGCAGAUUCAAUUGUGGCUUUCAGAGAAGAAUUGGAUCAAUAUCUGAAGGGAAAACAAUGUCAGGAAGAAGGGCAAAAGAUGAGGGAAUUGCUCUGCAGGGAACCAGCAAGGACGUGAGAGGAAUGGCUUUCUCCUUUCUUAUGACCAUUUUGUCAGUCCAUUGUAAACAAAUAUGUUCUCUAACUCCUCAUGGACAAGAUCCACAAGUUUGAGUAUUGCAGACAUUUGCUGUAAUCCUCUGGUCUAUCAGAAGCCAGUUUGUGAUUUGGUUUCCAUCUUCUUCCAUUAAUUAUUGCAACUUUUUGUAAAACUCAGCAUGACCAGUUAUUGUUUGAGGCUGUGCAGAGUAGCAGUGAGUAGGUAGGAGGUUUUGAUAACAAUAGUUUUGUAUGUGUAUAUAUAUUAUUUACAAUAUAAGGAAGAUUUUACAGUGUAAAGUUUUAUUUAUCUCUUUUUUUUUUCAGAAAAUGCACCAAUAAAACAAAUUCAGCAUUGAAGUGUGAGGGUGGUGGGAUGAUGAUGGUAUUCAAUUUCUGCCUCUCAGCUCAAGCUGCUGUGACUCCAGUGCUAAAACUGUGUUUGUUUCUGCCCCAUACUCCUUGUGUGAAAUCUUUCUACUUUACACUGUUCUGCUUGUGAACAGGGAACUGUUAGUUCUGUUGGCUAGUAUGUGGUUCACACUCAAAUGGCAUGGAAUUGAUUCCCAUUUUUUGCAGAGAUAGACUUGGGACCUGUCUCCUAUCUUGCCACCAACAGUAGAAGGCAAUGCCAAAACAUGACCAAAAAAAUUGUCAAAGGAUUGGCUAAGGUCAAAGCAUGAGCAAACAAUGAGCCAAGCACCUGCUUUCAGACAUAGCACUCAUACAAUCAUGUAUUCAAGGACUGGUGCUGAGUCCACUAUUGUUUGUCAUUUUAUAUAAGAAUAUAGGAAGCAUGGUUAUUAAGUUUGCGGGUGACACCAAAAUUGGUGAUAUAGUGAACAGUGAAGAAGGUUAUCUAAGAGUGCAACGGGAUCUUAAUCAGCUGGGUCAAUGGGCCAAGGAGUGGCAGAUCGAGUUUAAUUUGGAUAGGAUAAAUGCAACGUGUUGCAUUUUGAUAAGACAAACUUGGGCAGCACUUACACAGAUAAUAGUAGGAGCCUUGAGAAACGGAGACCUAAGGGUUCAUGUACAUUUGUCAGAGCAUUGAGCAUUGGAAUGUUGCGGCUGUACAGGAUAUUGGUGGGACCAUUUUUGGAAUACUGUGUACAGUUCUAGUUGCCU